Messenger RNA from Drosophila rhopaloa, 1132 nucleotides. RefSeq lists its product as uncharacterized. The transcript has 5 exons. Lineage: Eukaryota; Metazoa; Arthropoda; Insecta; Diptera; Drosophilidae. Bases 118 to 933 code for a protein of 271 amino acids. The record is from RefSeq and is a predicted model, not a curated record.
AAUCCAGCAACGCUCCGAGUUAUAUCUCAUUCGUAAAUCGCGCGUAUAAACUCGAUUAGGGGCCUCUGCUGAUUGUGACUGGGAUUCCGGCUGUGACAGUGACGACAACUUUCAACCAUGUACAUAAUUGGCUUACUGAUGCUUCUCCAUGUCGGCCUCCAAGGCGUCCAGUGUGUUGCGUUCUACACAGAAAAACCCUCCUAUAUUGAAUCGUGUCGAAUUUAUGAACCGGAGUUUACGAAGUGCUCAACACGAUCUAUACAGGCCUUCAUGAACCAGCUUGUCAAAGGAGUACCUGAGUUAGAAGAAUCCUUUGGCCCCAUUGACCCCAUGCGACAGGAUCAGCUGGUCUUCAAGCAGGACAACAGCGAUGUGGCCACCAUUUCGGCAAAUCUCACCAACAUGCUGAUCAGCGGCUUUGGCAAAAUGGUGAUCAAGGAGAGCAAGGUCAGCAAGAAGGACUUCAGUUGGCUGACGAAGAUCUUCCUGCCCAAGAUGCGAAUGGAUGGCCAUUACAAAAUGUUGGGCCGCAUUUUGCUGGUGCCUUUGCAAGGGUCCGGAAAAAUCGUCAUGGAAAUCGAUGAUCUGGACAUACUGAUGAGCACCAAGACUCGCCUAUACGAAAAGGGUGGAUACACCUUCUAUAACGUGACUUCUGUGAAGGUUAAGUUGGAGGUCGGCAAAGUGCGGACCAGAAUGGAUAACCUAUUUAACGGGCACAGUAAAGAGGUGGAACAGAGCACUAAUCAAUUUUUUAACGACAAUUGGAAGGAUGUUUUUGAGGCAUUACGUCCACUAGUGGAUGAAACCGUUGAACGAACACUACUGGAUCUUCUCCACAAGACAUUUUCUCUGUUUCCAGCCAGCUUCUUUGUAGAGGAUAUACCCACCUCCUUGGCCUUGUAUGGUCGCAAAUCACACAUGAUUACGUAGAAGGUGUUAUAAUUUUCUUACUGAAGGAAUAAUAUCUAAAAAAUAUUAUUCCUAAUAUCUAAAAAAUAUUAUUCCUACCUUAACAAAAGUUUUUCCCGGAACUCUUUAAAUUGAGAUUUAUUUUUUAUAAAUAUUUAACGUUGCCAUUUCUCUCUGCCAAUGUCGCAAAAUUUUUAUUUCGUUAAAUCAUUUCAACAUU